Ambispora leptoticha is the source of this 240-nucleotide messenger RNA. NCBI's taxonomy places the organism in Eukaryota, Fungi, Glomeromycota, Glomeromycetes, Archaeosporales, Ambisporaceae. The record is from the annotation of a GenBank genome assembly.
AUGCAAGCAUCUAUUGAGAAACGUAAAAAUGAAAUUUCUGACCUUAUUGACAUAUUCCAAGAGAAACCAGUCAAAAAGUUAUCAUAUCACGCUCGUUAUAAUAAAAAACGUAGGCUUGAAAAAGAACAAAUUUCAAACCCACCAAUAGGUCAUAAUUUAUCUACCACACCAACUAUAGCAUUAACGAUUAAUGAUAUUACUUUUGAUCUGAACCGGUCGACCUUUCCAAGCUAUUAUUGA